Molecule: messenger RNA, 1774 nt
Organism: Seminavis robusta
Lineage: Eukaryota; Bacillariophyta; Bacillariophyceae; Naviculales; Naviculaceae
Source: the annotation of a GenBank genome assembly
CAAAGGGUUUGGCUUUGCGGGAUCCACGGAGACAUAAAUGGGUAGAUCUUUUAGUGGAUCAGGCCACACAAUCAUUAACUCUCCUUCUUUCCACUAAUACAAACACCUUUAUUAGCAUCUGUUUAUCGAAACCAAGAUGCGCCCUUUCCAUGCCUGGAGUCUCGUUCUGGUGACUUGUAUUAUUAGUAUGUACAUGUUUUCCCUUGCUGGUGCCACGGAUGCUAGUACCGGUACUACAGAUGAUAGUUCAGUGGUUCCCACUGCAACGCUGUCGAAUGGUCUGGUGAUUCCUUUGGUCGGUUUGGGCUGUGCCAGUGGUGUUCGCAAAUCCCACGUCUUGUCGGCGCUGGAAGCGGGGUAUCGGUAUUUGGAUACGGCCCAAGCGUAUCAAUGGGGGUAUCACGAACGCGAUGUGGCGGCCGCCAUUGCCGAGUCUCCUUUUGUGACGAGACAAGAAAUCUUUGUGGUGACCAAAAUACAUCCCGAAAAUUUGGGUGUCACAUCAACUCGUCGUGCCAUUGAAGGAUCGUUGCAGCAAGCUGGUUUUGGAGGAUAUUUGGAUGGCAUUUUGAUUCACAAACCCCGCUGUUGGCCGGGAGCGUGUUCGAAAGACCCGGAAGGCACGUGGCAAGAGAGUUGGAAAGUCUUGGAAGAAUACUACGAUAAAGGACUCGUCAAGGCCAUUGGCAUUUGCGAUGUCGACAAUGAACGCAUGUUGGACGAACUCAUGCAACAACGCAUUCCACCUCAUAUUAUUCAAAAUUGGUUUGAUCCAUUCCAUCAAACACACGACAUUCGUCAAGCCAUUCAAGCCAAGGGAAUUCUCUUUCAAGCUUACUCGACACUCGGGACGCAAUGGAAACAUUUUCGAGGACUCGAUCAAAAUCCCGUCUUGACGUCCACCACACUUACCGACAUGGCACAUCGUCAUGGGGUGCCUGGACCUGCUCAGGUUGUGAUCCAGUGGGCUGUCAACAAGUACGGAAUCUCCGUCUUGCCCGCGUCUACCAAUCCUCAACGACAAGCCGACAAUUUGCACGCAUCGUUUUCCUUUGUUCCAAUGAACGAACAAGACUUUGAAGUGCUGGAUCAAAUGGACGGUACGGCACCGGCACCCUCCCGGCCCGAUCCCAAUCAAGUUGCCAUGACCUUUACUACAACUACACGACGACAAGAAGAAGAAGUAGUACAGGCGUUUUGGGUGGACGAAGACGGCCAGGAAGUUCCCGUGGGGACUAUCGAAGCCAAUCGAGAAUUGAACAUGAACUCCUAUCAUGGACAUGCCUUUGUUUUUCGCUCUUCGGCGGGAAAGCUUUUGUUAGAGCAUACCGUUUCCAGGAAUGGAGGCAGAAAACAGACGGUAGUGGUAGGUGAUGGAGACAACGAUGAGGAGGAAUUGUAAUAUUUCCAUUCUCCAUUCUCUAGAAAUGAUAAUGGUGCCAUUGGACAGUGUGGUUGUCUCUCUACUAGCUGUAGCCGCGAGAAAGGGAUGUCAACGUCAUUUGCCCAACAGCGAAAGAGGAAGAAGAAACCAACAAGACGGGUGUUUUCGUUCACAUCAAGUGAAGCAACCUUGCCCGCGCAAGAAACAAAAAGGGAGAGAUUGAUUCUCUUGGUCAGAGGUCUGAAAGCUCCCAAACCUCCUGGGCAGCAUUUGGCUCUUGAGGAACCUAAACUUCUUUUAGUAUAGCUGGUAGAGUCUCUUGUAGUUCCUUGAUGGAUGGUUAGCUAUUGCAAGAAACACCACACUAGAGUGCUACCGUGGAACCUAGCU